AUGUACCCUGACCCGCAGUUGCAAGGUCAAGCUCAAGCUCAAGCUCAGCAACAAGAUGUUCCCUCACAGCAAGAUCCAACUGGUAUCAACUGGGAUCAUCCAAUCUUCUCUCAGACUCAAAAUCAGGCACAAGCACAAGCACAAGCACAGGCACAGGCACAGGCACAGGCACAGGCACAUGCACGACAGCAACAGCAGCAGCAACACCAGAAUCCACAUCAAUCCCAGCAACGAAGUCCUCUACCUCCUCAAACCGACGCCAAUCAUAACAUAUACUCCUCUCUUCCUCAGUCAUGGCAACCAAAUCCCCUCCAACAACCCUCUGGGGGGUAUGCGGUUUCGUCGCAAUUCCAAACACAGCAACAAAUCCCUCCAUUCCAACAGGGUCAAUUGUCUUUUGACUCGCGAUCUCUGACACCUUCCGAGAGCUCAGCAUUUCCAUCGUACUCUUACCCUCAGAGCUAUUUCCACCAGCAGCAACUCCCCGCUCAAAACUCUUUUCCCGAGCGCCCGGCGCAGAACCAGCGACAAACUGAAUUUCAGAACAUUGCGCCUCGUCCCUCAAUCCCACAGUUUCCUCUCUCCACCUCCUACCAUGCCGACCUCCCCACGAUUGACCUGACCAACGACUUCCCACCCUCCGCCGAGCCCAGUGUCUCUCACCAAACAAUCAACCCCCAAUUUCUUAAUCCCGGCGCCCAGACUGCCAACCAACAUCAGCAGCACAUGUCCAACAACUUUCUUUAUGGAGUCCCGACAGGAGUCCCGUCAGAAUUUCCACAAGAUAACAGAAUGUUUGAUUAUUACCAAAAUAAUUUCUCAGUUCAACCUCAAGGCGUUCAACAAAGUGCGGGAAUGCCACAACUUGAGAGCGACCUCCAAAAGUCUUCGACCAAGAGCAAGCCGAAGUCCAAGAAAGCCUCUGCGAAACCGAAGAAGACACAGUCAGGAUCUGAAAGUGACUCGUCAGACUACGAGUCGGAUUUGGAGAUUGAACCUCCCGAUGAGCCGUCCCCUAUCCCGCCAGUGCGGCCGAAUGAUACUGUAAACGGGGCAAGAUACGAUACAAUGCAAGCCGUUUGGUCUCCACGGAACAAACGGCCAUCAACGGAUAAAAUAAAGAGUGCCCUUGUGGCUUUCACCAAGACUAUCAGGUCUAUUCGUGAUGCCUGGAGAGACCAGGUCCAAGCAAUGAAGUCGGCUGAAAACCAGGGUGACAAUGACAAAGCUGCGCGUCUCAAGAAAGAUGUGGCGCUUCAACGCCAACUAAUGGAUACUAUUGUGAAGACUGCCUUGGAUAUUGGUCACCCCAUGAUCGUCGAGAAGUAUGACCUCCCUCCACCAAUUCUUCAGAUUCACUUGAUUCCUUUCAUUUCCCUUGUUGCUCUUGUCUCCUUCGUUUGCACCUUGUUUCUGGCACGCGCUCUCCAUACACCUAGAAGUUCCAAGAAAAAUGAGCUUAUCACCCACGUAAUUUGUUUACUGUGGAGAUGGACCAAGUCAAAGUUUGAAAUUAUAUGGCUGCAAUUAAAGAGCGUCCUCAUUUUGGGUACCAUGGCAAUGCGUCUCGCUGGAGCUGGAGAUAUGGUGUCGAACAAUAUCCCGUGCCCCAAGAAGCCCAAUAAUGAGCAUUCUGAAUCAUUACUGGAGCGUUUUGUUAGUGUUGACGAAGAGUUGUUGCAAAAAACCAAUUUUACCAAAACCCUUCCAAAAUUUGUCAAAAGAGGUGGCUCUUCCAGCAAAGCUUUGGCCCAGAGGAUCUUGGACAAUGCGUCUGCAUCUACCAAGCGCAAACAGACUAAUGCAAAGUCGAGCAAAGAAGACUCGACAAGCAAAGGACUUCCCGGGGACUCGCCCUCUGAAAUUGGAGGCUCUAAGCGAGCGCGGGAAGGCGAAAAUACCGUUCAUCCUGCCACAAAGAAAAUGGUAGUGACUUCUCACCUCAAAGAUGCCAGCAAGUCUGCGCAAGGGUCUAAUGGAUCUAACAAGGCCGGCCCUAAUGGUAAAGUUGCAACACCAGCAGCUACUCGUCCGCGACCAGCUGUUGCUGCUCCCAAGCUCAGUAGUCUUUUCGGAACCUUGAGCUCUGCAUCGAAGAGGCCUGGAACUACAAAUGCCGAACGAGCUGCGGCCGCGGCCGCGGCCGCAAAGUCUAUAUCAAGCGCGGAAAAGAAAGAGAAACCAGCAGCCCCUCCUCCCAAGCCUGCAUUCUCUUUGAAUGACAUCAUGGCGGAUCUCAGCAAACCCAAGCAGGCGCCCGUGGCCAAGCCGGUGGAAGAAAGGCCCCCAGAAACCGAAGAGGAACGUGAGAAGCGGCUCAGGAAAGAAACCAGGCGGAAACUGCGAGUCACAUGGAAGCCUGAUGAUUCUCUCACCGAAGUCCGAUUGUUUACUCACGACCCUGACGAAGAGCUUGGACCAGGCGACAAUUCUCUGCGUGGUGUUGGUGAUGUCAAGGGCGAAGGAAGCGUGCUCAAACUCCACAAAGAUUUGGAGGAGCUAGAGGAGGAUGACUUGGGUGGCAUUCGUGAGAUAAGCCUUCACGAUUACACAAGUCUUACUGCGAUUGAUAUCGAUUUGGGUGACCUCAAGACCGCCAAUUUCAUCAAACGCGGCGGUGAAGCAUUACCUGAAAGUCCAGAGAAGGAGGCUCAGGAUCAACGAGAAGCAACCACUCUCAUGGCUUUCUACACCUCUCCCGCCGACAUCCCUCCAUCCCCCAAGGAGCCUCCCGCUUCCGAAACCAACUCUAAUGAUGAUGCCGCCCCCGAAUUGGUUGUCUUCGGAGAAGUGCCCGACCAUGUCAAGUCCCAACCCCCAACUCAGCAAGCUUCUGCGAUAGAUCUCGAGCGCACUAUCAACAUGUUCCGACAGCAACAAAACCAGCCAUCCGCAGCCCCGCCGCCUCAGAUCCCCGUAACCCAGCCACAAGCGACACCGGAGAUAGAUUUCCUGAAGAUUUUCAAUGUCAUGCAGCAAAUGCAGCAGGGAUCGGGAGGUUUUCCCCAGGCACAGCCUGGAAUGGCACCAAAUAUGGGCGCCAUGUUCGGCUCGCAAUUCGGCGGCCAGAAUCAGUCCGACUCACAUGGCCAAGGCUACGAAGACCCCGAACGUAAACGCAUACGCGAGACUAGUCAGCACGAGGAGUUCAGCCGACAGAAGCGGACUAGGGCUAGUGGCCCCCAGCCGUACAAGGCCGGUACAGUCCCCUGCAAAUUCUUCGCAGACGGCUUGUGCAGAAAGGGCGACAAUUGCACAUUCCGCCAUGAUGCCUAG
Messenger RNA from Penicillium manginii, 3276 nucleotides. RefSeq lists its product as uncharacterized. NCBI's taxonomy places the organism in Eukaryota, Fungi, Ascomycota, Eurotiomycetes, Eurotiales, Aspergillaceae. The transcript has 6 exons. Bases 1 to 3276 code for a protein of 1091 amino acids. Gene Ontology annotation, molecular function: metal ion binding. The record is from RefSeq and is a predicted model, not a curated record.